UGGGAAACACCCACUGCCGAGCUCUGGCUUCCCGGGAACAAGGUCUCAGGCCAGCCCUGCCAGGCAGGAGCCGGGACCCUCUGGCAGUACGAGGCCUUCCCGCCAGGGCCCCUGGGCGCCAGACAAAGAGAGGAGGAGCUGCAGCCGGCUGGCUCUCCAGAAGGCUUUGCAGCACAGUAUCCUAGCAACACCCGUCCUCGCCUCAGCAGCCUGCCUGCUGGGAACCUCCGGAGGGUGCACCUGGAUGCUGGGAGCAAAUGGGAGGUUGCCAAGUGGCAGGAUGGUAUGCUGGAGGAGGCUCCUGGAUGCAGCGCGGCCGGUGGGGUGUGCGGAGGGCGUGGGGCGUCUGAUGCCCCCGCCGGGAUCGCCAAGAGCCAUGACCUCAACUGUGCAGACGCUGCGCUUCAGGCUGCUGCCGCCCGAGCCCGGGCAGGAGUGGGUGCCCAACUGUGAGCAGGAGAUCGAGCGCCAGUACCAGGUGGUGCCCUCGGUCGUGUGCGCCAUGUGCUGCCUCUUUGGGAUCAUCUAUUGCUUCUUCGGCUACCGCUGCUUCAAGGCCGUCAUGUUCCUGACUGGGCUGAUGUUUGGCUCCAUCAUCAUCUUCAUGCUGUGCUACAAGGAGCGGGUGCUGGACACGCAGCUGAGCGUGGAGGCCUCGGUGGGCAUCGGGCUGGGCAUCGGCGUCCUGUGCGGGCUGGUCACCAUGCUGGUGCGCAGCGUCGGGCUCUUCAUGGUGGGGCUGCUGCUGGGGCUGCUGCUGGCGCUGGCCACGCUGGUGGCCAUGGAGCAGUUCUACCACCCGCCCACGGUGUGGAUCCCCAUCGGGCUGCUGCUGGGCGUGGGCAUGCUCGGCGCCGUGCUCACCCUGCAGUGGCAGAAGUUCUUCACCACCCUCUCCACGGCCGUCUUCGGCAGCGCCAUCAUGACCGUCACCGUCGACUACUUCAUCGAGCUGCUGCUGCUGGUGCAGUACGUCUACGAGCGCGUCAAGGUGGCGCCCGCGCGGCCCAUGUGCUGGUACAGCUGGGUCAUCCUGGGCGUCUGGCCUGUCCUCGCCACGCUGGGCGUGCUGGUGCAGUGGAAAGUCACGGCCGAGGGGUACUCCCACACCGAAGUGGUUAUCAGCCGGCAGCAGCGCCGGGUGCAGCUGAUGAGGAUCAAGCAGCGGGAGGAGCGGAAGGAGAAGAAGAAGCAGCGGAGGCCACCCCAUCCCCCUCCCCACCCACACAAAGCCCACCUGCCCGAGCCCAGCUACCGACGCAAGCCAACCCCCGUGCGCCGCUUUGACGGGGACGUGCUCUCCCCCAGCUACAUCCAGAGCUUCCGGGAGCGGCAGACGGGGACGUCGCUGAGCAGCCUCAUCACAAGCACGCACGCCGUGGUCGACCUGGACUAUGACUGCGGCUCUACGGUGCCCUUGACCAUGGGCUCUGGCCCAGCUCUUCGGGUAUAGCCCAGACCCCCCGACCUCUCGUGACACCAGCAGCAGGGCCCCGCCAGGGCCAGCACGGACCAGCCCUCCAGACACGCCAGGGCCCCGCCAGGGCCAGCAUGAACCAACACGCCAGGGCCCCACCAGGGCCAGCACGGACCAACACGCACACGCCAGGGCCAGCACGGACCAGCCCUCCAGACGCACCAGGGCCCUGCCAGGGCCAGCACAGACCAGCCCUCCAGACACGCCAGGGCGAGCAGGAGUCAGCGCCAGGGGUGUUGGAGGGGACGCUGUGGCCCGUUUGGGGCAGGGAGCCCAUCGACGGGGCAGGCGCAGGGCCGUGCCCAGUGAUCGCUGGCCGGCGAGCAAUGCAGGGAGAGGGUUAGUCCUGCUCGCUGGCACAGGCCCUGCAUGGCGGCAUGGGACACGUGGACUCGUGGAGCAGGGUGAGCGCCCCACCGCCACUUCCCGAGGGGGCACAGCCCGUGGCAGGGCCUGAUGAGCCAAAGGCGCCCCAGAGUGCCUGGUGUCCCCACCUUUCUCCCCGAGGCCCCCAGGGCAGCUCCCUCCAUGCCAGCCCUUAGCCCCCCACUGACCCCCAAGCAGCUCAGUGAGCAGCUUCCUGAGAGCCUGUUCCCCCCAUUCUCUGCCCCCCAGCGUAGCUCCAUGGUGCCUGUUCCCCCCCAUCUCUGCCCCCCCCAGCAUAGCUCCAUGGUGCCUGUUCCCCCUCUCUGCCCCCCAGUGUAGCUCCAUGGUGCCUGUUCCCCCUCUCUGCCCCCCAGUGUAGCUCCAUGGUGCCUGUUCCCCCCCCCCUCUGCCCCCCAGCGUAGCUCCGUGAGUGCCUGGACACACCCCAGCUCCCUGGGAGCUGUCCCCCAACGGCCCUGGGCCAGAGCAGCGCCGGGAGAGGCUGUUCCCUCAGAGAACGGGCCAGGGUAGGUGCUGUCCCAGCCACUCGCCUGCCAGGCACUGGGCUGGGGGCUGCGGGCACUGCCCGCCUGGAGGGGCAGUGUGAGCGCGGCUGCUCUGCUCCCCGGUGCACGUGAGGGAUAGUCUCGUCCCUGGGACUGGGCCACUCAUGCUGCAGGGCCAGCAGCUGCCAGGCCUGCCCGGGACUGAGGCAUUUCCAGCUGUGUCUGCCCGUCGGCCUCAUGGCAGCCGGCACCGCCCCUGCGACUUGCACCUCGCUGCCCAUUCUGCUGGCACAGAACAAGAGGCACCUGGCUGACACAAGGAGGGGAAUGGAUCAUGGGGCCUCCCCCGCUCGGGGCCCUGCCCUGCCCCUGGUCUG
This is a messenger RNA of Mauremys mutica (yellowpond turtle), 2726 nucleotides long. It is a transcript of the gene TMEM198, whose product is annotated as transmembrane protein 198. The transcript is spliced from 5 exons. Gene Ontology annotation, biological process: positive regulation of canonical Wnt signaling pathway. The record is from RefSeq and is a predicted model, not a curated record. Gene Ontology annotation, cellular component: cytoplasmic vesicle; plasma membrane. NCBI's taxonomy places the organism in Eukaryota, Metazoa, Chordata, Testudines, Geoemydidae. Bases 245 to 1453 code for a protein of 402 amino acids.